Manduca sexta (tobacco hornworm) is the source of this 2572-nucleotide messenger RNA. RefSeq names its product sorting nexin lst-4. Lineage: Eukaryota; Metazoa; Arthropoda; Insecta; Lepidoptera; Sphingidae. Gene Ontology annotation, cellular component: plasma membrane; cytoplasmic vesicle. Gene Ontology annotation, biological process: mitotic cell cycle; endocytosis; protein transport. Bases 302 to 1981 code for a protein of 559 amino acids. Gene Ontology annotation, molecular function: phosphatidylinositol binding; protein binding. The transcript is spliced from 2 exons. The record is from RefSeq and is a predicted model, not a curated record.
UCGAAUCCUAGUCACGCCAUCUACCGGCAAAUUCUCAAUACAGCGCAGAGCCAGCAUCAGAAGUUACGUGAACGCCAUUUUGUGAUUGGUUACUACAGAGGUGUAGUCUAUGAGGAUUGGAUAUUUCCUACGACAUUUGUUUUUCUACAAAUAUUUUAGCCAGUUUUCCAUAAACAUGCCACGUAAUCGAGAACAAGCUGCAAUGAAAACAGCCUAUCUUUAAUUUGUCAAACAGAUGACUGUACAAUCGGUGUAUCCGCCUUGAAAUUACGUUUUUCGUCAGUAAAAGUAAGGGGUCACGAUGUCGGCCCAAGUGCAGGCCCUGUAUGACUUCACUGGAGAGCCGGGCACCACAGAAAUGUCAAUAACAUGUGGUGAAAUCCUUACGCUACUCAAUACUGAAAUUGGUGAAGGAUGGUGGGAGGGCCGGAAUGCUAAAGGAGAAACUGGAUUGUUCCCGGCAGCUUAUGUGAGAAAACUCACACCUGAAGAAAGUUCACAAACGAAAGCAGCUCCACCUGCUCCAAGAUAUGAUCAAGCAGCUGAUGACUGGGGUGAUUCACAGUUCAGUGCAGGUGACAAUAACUUCCAACGGGGCGCCUCUCAUGAAGACGGAUGGGACGAUGAUUGGGAUGAUGACACAUACUCUGAGAUCGGUCCAUCACAACAACAGCACAAGCCACCCUCAUACACCCCGCAGACUCCACUCACACCAUUACCAGGAAUGCCUAUCAAUGAUUACAAUCAUCACAUUGAUGACAAUGCUUCCAACUUUGGCUCUUCCGUGGGCACAGUUAGAAAGAAUAAAUUUGCACCUUCAUCUAAAAUCAGCGGAGAGAGCUACCUACUGGCCACACUUAAUGUUGAAGUGCCAGACUCAGAUAAGGUAUAUAUUAUACAGGAUGAAGAAGGUUAUGUAUGGUCACCUUUAUCGCAGCCAUACACUGUUACAGUAGCUUCUCCAAAAAAGGAGUCAAAAUUCAAAGGAAUAAAAAGUUUCAUAGCAUAUCAGCUGACACCUUCGUUCAAUAAUAUACAAGUAUCAAGAAGAUACAAGCAUUUUGACUGGCUACAUGAGAGAUUACAGGAAAAGUUCACUCUUAUUCCAAUACCACCAUUGCCAGAUAAGCAAAUUUCUGGUAGGUAUGAUGAGCAAUUGAUUGAACGUAGAAGAGUUCAACUUCAAGAAUUUGUUGAUUGGAUGUGUAAGCACCCAGUACUGUCAAAAAGUGAAGUGUGGCAGCAUUUUUUAACUUGCACUGAUGAAAAGCGGUGGAAGGCUGGCAAAAGGCAAGCAGAGAGGGACAAUUUGUUAGGUCUUAACUACUGUGUGUCAUUGAUAGUACCUGAGAAAGCUUUACUACAGUCUCAAGUGGAUCAUAUAACUGAACAGUGCCACAUCUUUAUUAACAGCAUGGAUGCCUCGGUUAAAGCCGUAUCAAACAUGUGUGUACUGCAAACAAAGAGAUUCCAGGGACCAUACAAAAGUGACUGCCAGAAAAUUGGUGAAGCCUUCUACAGUCUAGGUAAUUCGUUAGGCUUAGAUGAAGGCUCUAUAGUGUCCAAAUCUAAGUUAACAUCUGCGAUAACUAUGACAGGUGGGAUAUACAUUGAAAUCGGAAGAAUGUAUGAUGAACAACCCAAAUAUGACUGGGAACCACUUGGUGAUAAAUUCCAUUUAUACAAGGGAAUUGUAGGCAGCUUUCCUGAUGUUUUGGCCAAUCAUAAGGGUGCAGUUCAAAAGAAAAGGGAAUGUGAAAGACUGACAGCUGAACACAAGAUGGAAGUGGCGCAGUUAAAUGAAGUAUUGAGGAGAACUGAUGUUAUAUCAUAUGCACUUCUUGCCGAAAUCAAUCACUUCAAGUCUGAAAGAACUGUUGAUUUAAAAGCUACAAUGCAAAAAUUCCUGAGACAGCAAAUCACUUUUUACAAAAAGAUUGUUGAUAAGUUAGAAACAACUCUGAGAUACUAUGAUGAAUAAGUAAUCAGUUUUGACUGAACAGUGGAAUUGAUGUUGAGGACUGUGAGUGAAUAAACAGUUGAACUAUUUCAGGAGUUUGGUGUUAUGGUAAACCAUGGAUGAUAUCUCUUAUCAUUGUAUCGCUAGGUUUUAUGAAAUAUUUAUAAAGUAUCAACCUUUAUAUGGGCAGACUAUGUAACGAAACAUUACUGUAAUAUGAAUAAUCAAAAUUGUAUGUGAAUCAAUCAAUACUUGUAACUAAAAUAUUUUAUCCAAAGGAUUAGUAAGGCAUUAGUGUAUUUUCCUAUAUGAAUUUACAUUGUGAUGAAAUUUAUGACUGAAUGUAAGUUUUAAAUAUUAUGUAUGAUGCCUACACAUUGGUUUUACCUUCUAUGAACUAAAAUGUCUGUAAAUAUUUUGCUAUUUUUCAUUCCGUGUUAUAAUAUAUUAUUUUAUACUAUACCUAUUUUAUUUUCAAUAUUACACUAAUUGUGGAUCAAUUAUUUUGAGACAAUUAUUUUGUUGUAUAAUUUUAGAGUAAGCAUUGUACUAUAUUCCACUUUUGUAAGAUAGCUUAGGGCUUGCUAAUUAAAUAAAUAAUGUAAUUCGUUA